This is a messenger RNA of Aspergillus glaucus CBS 516.65, 2340 nucleotides long. Its product is annotated as CorA family magnesium transporter. The transcript is spliced from 3 exons. Gene Ontology annotation, molecular function: magnesium ion transmembrane transporter activity. The record is from RefSeq and is a predicted model, not a curated record. Lineage: Eukaryota; Fungi; Ascomycota; Eurotiomycetes; Eurotiales; Aspergillaceae. Gene Ontology annotation, cellular component: mitochondrial inner membrane. Bases 99 to 1883 code for a protein of 594 amino acids. Gene Ontology annotation, biological process: mitochondrial magnesium ion transmembrane transport.
GCCCCGACAAGAACUAACGAUAUUAAUUCGUUAAGUGAAACAAAAGACAGCAUCAAAUAACGGCUGCUGGGCGUGCGGCACUAUUAGGAAAGACAGAUAUGCUGUCUCCCUCGCCGUUGAAGCCCUCCGCUCCAUCAGCGUCACUCCUCCGAUUUCUGCGCUCUCAAACCGAUUAUUUCACAGCCAAUCCGUCAACAUGCCUCCGUUCUACAACAUGCUCCAAAGGUCGACCAUCGCGCGCCUGGAGAACAUCAAAUUGGACAAACCUUGACCCUGUGCCAUGUAGAGCAACAGUCGAAGCAAACCUUUUCGCCAUCCCGAACCUCUCGACCAAAAAGCAUACUUCUUCGCGAGAUCGAUGCGCACUCGACAAGGAAGAACCAAUCCAACUAUCACUUUCGCCUCUUAACCCUUCGUCUUCACGAGCUGCGUCGACAAAGAGCCGACCGCUACUGCGCAGGCUUUUUGAUCUGAGGCGUAGCAAAGAAUCGGACACCAAAGGGAAAUCCAACCGAUCUGGGCCCGCGCUGAUCGACGACGGGACAGAGUCGAGUUUCAAUAUUGGGCGCGGAUUAGUAUCCAAGGCGACAAAUGAAUUGCGAUUGCGAUGCACCGAGUUUGAUAAUAAUGGGAAUGUCACGCUUGUCAACGGGGAGUUCAGGAAAAGUGAAUUGAUCGCGAAAUACGGUUUACUUCCUCGAGAUCUUCGCAAAAUCGAUUCCUCGACCCUGCCCCACAUCCUUGUCCGGCCGAGCGCUAUCCUCAUCAAUCUCUUGCAUCUUCGAGUCCUGAUCAAAGCUGAUCGGGUUCUUGUGUUUGACGCCUAUGGAUCGACAGACUCUUACAUGCAAUCGUUGUUCGUUUACGACCUGGAGGGGAAACUUCGACAGAAGCAGGCCCAAAGUGCAGGUGCCCUACCCUAUGAAUUCCGCGCCCUGGAGGCGGUAUUGAUCAGCGUUACUGCCGGGUUAGAAGAAGAGUUCAAUGGCGUCAGAGACCCGGUUGUGCGGGUUCUUCGAGCUUUGGAAGAGGAUAUUGAUCGGGACAAGCUGCGUCACCUUCUGAUCUAUUCCAAGAGGCUGGGUACCUUUGAACAGAAAGCAAGGCUAGUCCGAGACGCUAUUGACGAUCUCCUGGAGGCAGAUGAUGAUUUGACUUCCAUGUAUUUGACCGAGAGAUCUCAAGGAAUGCAGCGAACAGAUGAUGAUCACCAAGAAGUUGAGAUGCUGCUCGAGUCAUACCACAAGGUCUGUGAUGAAAUUGUCCAGGCUAGCGGCAACUUGGUUACUGGUAUUCGGAACACUGAGGAAGUUGUCAAAGCGAUUCUCGACGCAAACCGCAACUCCCUCAUGCUUCUCGAUCUCAAGUUCAGCAUCGGUACACUCGGUCUGGCCACCGGAACCCUCUACGCCGGUCUCUACGGAAUGAACUUGAAGAACUUCAUCGAAGAAUCCGACUUUGGUUUUGGCGGUGUCUCCGUGACCUGCUUCGCAAUCACCGCAGUCGUCUGCGUCUACGGACUCCACAAGCUCCGCAAGCUCCAACGCGUCCGGAUGUGGGGUGAAUCCGGCGUUGGGGGAGCCCCCAUCGCACCUCUCGCCAGCAGUGUCGGCCACCGGUCCAACUGGCGAGCCGACUCGAUCGAACCGGUCUGGGGCAGCUACCCCGGUGAAGGACGGGUUGAAAGAAUCAAGCGUCUUAAGGAAGGUGCCGCUGCGACUGCUGCUAAAUCGGCUGCGUCUGAUGCGACAGCAACCAAAGCGUCGGAUAUCAUGAAUAAGAUGGAGUACACGAGACGUGUUCGCGAAGAUGCCUCGACGCACGGGUCGACGGAGCACUAUCCCUCUCGUGACAGAGAUCACAAGGGUUCCUCUUCCUCUUGAGAGGUUGUCUACUUCCUCCUUUUACCUUUAUUUUGUGAUACCAUCAUGCAAACCAUUACAACAUCCAAGGCAAUUCCCGUCAUGAACCUGGGCAAAUUGUCUUGAGAAAAGCUACAUACCUUUCCUUCUCAUUUCUUGUUUGGAGUCACUCGACUAUAGAAGGCGUUUAAUCUGGGGUUUUUGAAUAUGAUCGGUGAGUGGGGGUAGCAUAACAUUGUUCUCAUAAUCUUAUCUCACUUGCGAGUUAUGCUACCUUCAUGCCUGUAUGAUUAGAGCUCCCAUCUCCUUUCCAUUUGGUUGCGUUUUGAAUCUCGAGGAUUCGAAAGCAACAGAGAACACGGCCCAAUUUGACCUGGUUUGGCCUCAAUCUCUGAGAAAGCUACGGGAGAAACGGUAUUAAUGGAUCUCCCUGUAUGUAUGUACUUAUACGAGAAAAUAUCAUGACCCUUCUUCAGAA